GAGUAACUCUCACAGAGGCUGAUUGCUCUUCCCUUCCCUUUUCUCUCGAGAUUUUCACCCGUCCACCGCCCCCCUACCCAAUGCGCCUGAAGUCGCUUUGCUCUUACCACUUUAGUUCAACGUCCCUUAAGUCAACCCCGCCCCACUCAAUUGCACAAUACAAAUCAUGUCUUCCUACGUCCUCGCCCAAAUCUACCAAUUAAUCCUCAACCUUGUCGGCGGUGGGCCAGGCCCUGUAUACCCUGCUCGCAGAAAUAUCCGCAUUGGAAGCAGGAAGUCCAAACUUGCCUUGGUCCAGACACAUCUUGUUCGCGAUGCUUUACAGGCUGCCUAUCCGGACACCAACUUUGAAAUCAUCGCCAUGACCACCACCGGCGACAACAAUCAGAUGAAGCCGCUACAUAGUUUCGGGGCGAAAGCACUGUGGACGCAGGAGCUUGAGGUGCUGCUGCUAGAGAAUAAAUUGGAGAUGAUUGUACAUUCGCUCAAAGGUUUGAUGUUUUUGCUUCCGCGAUUCUUUUUCUGGGGUGGUUCGUGGCUAAUGCGAAGAUCUAGAUAUGCCGACACAGCUCCCGCAUGGGUGUAAGAUUGGAGCCAUACUUGAACGUGAAGGUAUGCUUCCUGCUAUCGCAGCCACCUCAACCCCCACUACCACCCUGCUAACUACCCGGAUAGACCCUCGCGAUGCCCUAGUCAUGAAGGCCGGCUCGAGCUACAAAUCCCUAGAGGACCUACCGGAAGGGAGCGUAGUCGGCACUUCCUCCGUCCGGCGCAGUGCGCAAAUCAAGAAGCGGUACCCCCACCUUAACUUCGAGGACGUCCGUGGUAACGUCGGCACCCGGCUCGCAAAACUCGAUGACCCAGCGUCCUCCUACACCUGCCUGAUCCUCGCAGCCGCGGGCCUCACAAGGCUCGAUCUGGGAGAGCGCAUCACUGGUUACCUCUCCUCUCCGUACCUCCUCCAUGCCGUUGGCCAGGGAGCGCUAGGUGUCGAGAUCCGUGACGGUGAUGAGGGCACUGCGAAGAUGCUUGAAGUGCUGGCCCAUAAGGAAACCACCCUCUAUUGCCUCGCUGAGCGCUCGCUCAUGAGGACGCUAGAAGGUGGCUGCUCCGUUCCCAUAGGCGUGGAAACUGAGACCGCCACGGAUGGGCAGAUGCUCAUGAGGGCUGUUGUCGUCAGUCUUGAUGGCCAGAACUCGGUUGACAUAGAGGAGCGGAUGGAAGUCGUGGAUGAGGAAGCAGCUAACGAUUUCGGCAGAGUCGUAGCAAGGAAACUCGUCGAUGCUGGAGCUGGGGAUAUCUUGAAAGGCAUUAAUCACAACAAGGAUUUGGUGGAUACUUGAAUUUGUAAACUAAAUAAUCGGUUUUACGAUAA
Tuber aestivum (summer truffle) is the source of this 1375-nucleotide messenger RNA. NCBI's taxonomy places the organism in Eukaryota, Fungi, Ascomycota, Pezizomycetes, Pezizales, Tuberaceae. The record is from the annotation of a GenBank genome assembly.